This is a messenger RNA of Orycteropus afer afer, 234 nucleotides long. Lineage: Eukaryota; Metazoa; Chordata; Mammalia; Tubulidentata; Orycteropodidae. The record is from RefSeq and is a predicted model, not a curated record.
AUGCUGUUCAGAGGGGAUGAACACAAGACUGCCCAACUUGUGAGAGAAAAAUUGACAUGGGGUCUUCUCCUCCUGGUUGCCCUGCCUGCCUUGGAAGCCAGUGACAUCACUGGGUUCCUGUACAUUGUGGGAAUCAUCUUCACUUUGAGUAGCAAAUGCAAGUGCAUUCAGAAGCACAACCCCUUACCAGAGAAAACUCCACUCAUCGUUCCAGGCUCUGCCAGUAACUGCUGA